ACAAGUAAACCUUGGUUGAAAAGCUUUCAGAUGCAGAAGUUGUCUAACAAUUGGCAAUGAUAAAGCCUCCUAACAAAGGUUCUCUUGGAGACACCAGACCGGGCAGGCCUCAUUCCAAAGGUCAGUCUCAUAUGAGCAGACGUCGCAAUUACAAGCUGAUAAUAGACCCAGAAAUACACGGGAAACAGCAGGAAAAGCAAUAUCGUUUCGAUGGUCACAACGCCGGGGAUGCGCCAAUUGAGCCAAGAGAUCCACGCAAGAAAGUUCACUUUACGUUGUCUCAUGAAGUGGCAGAUCUUCCUGUUCCUCGUUUCAAGUACGACAACAACUAUGUCGGUAAAAUGCCAGAGAGGAGAAUUCUGCUCUCCAAUCUGAAUGACAACGUCAACAAGGACUUUUUGCUUGACGUGUGUAAGAAGUACGGCACCGUAGAGACCGUCAGCGUCUACUCGCAUCCGCAGUCGAAGCGCCACUUGGGAUUGGCGAGUGUUGGAUUCAAGACGUCGCAAAUGGCGCUGGAGGCAGUAGGCUGUUUGAAUGGGCGAUCUAUCAUGGGUCUUGUCGUUCUUGCACAGUUGGAUCCUACAGGUUUACUUGCAAAGCAACAUGUCGACUACCUCGUGAAUCCCAACUCUGCUCCUAGACCAUCAGCUUUACAUAAACAAGCUACGACGACAGCAUCUGUGUCGUCUGUUUUAUCUGGUUCUUCAUCAUUGAUCAGCCGGAUGGAGGUCAACAAGUCGGGUCAGUCAAAGAACCUUUCGUACAGUCAGAAGUUCUCGAUGAUGCUUGCUGGUAACCCAGAGAUUGAGCCCAUCUCACCGUCUCCGCCUCACGAUGAUACUGACACCAAGUCAGAUAGUAAGCUGCCUCUAAGUGUUGUGUCUCCACCUCCUCCUCCUCCACCACAGCCUCCACCUUCGAUCACUCCUCCCUUGCCUCCCGGAUCACCUCCCACCGGUUUGGCACUGACAAGUGUAUCAACUGAAACUAGACAGCCCAUUGCACUAGCUGAAGAUCCUCCUCCAUUACCACCUCCGAUGCCACCGCCAUUGCCUUCAGAGAAGCCGCAACAGUCUCCACCGGUCACUGUGAAUGGCAGUCUGUCUCCGUCAAUCCAUAAAGUGACAAACCGUGAACAAGAGAGCGAGAGAAAUGUGUCUGUGACCUCGCCACACAGGAAGACAUUGUCUGAAGAAAUCUGUCAACUCUCAAAUAGCAGUGGAUACAACAGCACCACAAAUGGAGUUGGAACUCCGAGCAGUGGAGACGAUCAGAGAGCAGGGAAAACAAACAGAGAGAGUGUUAGUUCUUUGCCUAAACAAAAUGAUAUAACAACAGCAACAACAGCAGCAGCAACACCAACAACAACAAACAUAAAGGAGGAUGACAGGGAAGAACAAUCAGGCGAUGAAGACAUGGAAGUGUCUUCUGGAUCUGAUAGUGAACUUCCUGAGUUUAAACCUUCUCAUCCACCUCUUCCUCCGUUACCGCCUCUUCCAUCGGAGCCACCACCUCUAUCUUUGCAUCCUCUGCUCCACUGUCCUCCUUUACCAUCAGAACCUCCGCCGCCGUUGCCGCCACUUCCACCAAAGAGUCUACCGGUUCCCACCUCUCUGCCGUCUUUACCUGUUCCUCCUUGUACUCUUCCAUCACUUCCUUCAUCACAUAUGUCGCAUCUACCUGUUCGGAUGCCAUUCUUGCCGCUCCCUCCAAGACCCGUGUAUUUUGCACCUCCAAUUAUGCCACCCAAUGCAGGCUUUGUUAGGCAUCCUCCACCAAUCAUCAAUCAGACUUUACCACCGAGAAUGCGGUUUGGAGAGCAAUCGUACAGGCCAAGGAACUUUAAUCACUACAGCUCUCGUAAUUCACCGAUUGUAGAUUCACGUCAUCAGAAACCAAACAGACAUGUGGCUAGAUCAUCUCGUUUUAUGGAAAUCGAACUGAAGGACAAAGAGAGGAUGAGGAAGAGACAUACGACAUGGUCGAUGUUAGAAGAAGGAAAGUCGCAGUUGGACAUUGUGCUGGACAAAGUAAGUGAAGCUUUAAAACUUGACAUGUUGAGUGUGCUAAAACGCGAUGUCACCAAACAACUGGAAAGAUGCAUUAUUGACAGCGUUGAGUCUUGGUGGGAAAAGAAGAUAAAAGAAGAGCGACAAGAAGAAGAAACAGAGGAAACAGACGUGAAAUCAGAGUUAGGCUCUCUUUCUCUUAGAGUUGGUGGCAUGUCAAUAAAGGUCGAUAAGCACGGACUCGUGACUUACGAACGUCUUCCUAAAAUGCCAUCUUUCCUUAAACGUUCUCUUCCUGUACAACCAGAACGUCUACCGGGAAUGGCACGGAGACAAGAUUCACGAGACAAGGGAGUGAAACGCAGUCUGACUGUCAAUGAAGAUGAAGAUGAAGAUGACGACGAGCCAUCGGCAAAAAGGAGAAUCGAAGAUGUGUGGAGUGAUGAAGACACGUCUGAUCAUACAGGGAGCGAUUCUGAGUCAGAGAGAAGUGUCAGUGCAAGUAGUGAGAGUGGAGAAGACAGUGGAAGUGAGUUUAGUGAGGAAGGCAUGGAAGAGAGUGAGUCGGAGUCGGAUGACGAAAGAGGUCCGAAUGUGGAGGAAUAUGGUAACACUAGACGGCGGUCAACAAUCGAAUCAGGUCUUGUUCGUGACGUGUCGGAUGGUCUUACGACAAAACUGCCAGUGGAAACAUCACAAAUGCCUUCUGUAAUAGAUGCUCCUUCUGUAAUGACGAUGCCUUCUGUAGUGGCAACGUCUUCUGUAAUAGACAGUCCUGCUGGAGUGGCAACGUCUUCUGUAAUAGACAGUCCUGCUGGAGUGGCAACGUCUUCUGUAAUAGACGUUUCGUCUGCAGUAGAAGUGACACAGUCGACUGUAACGAUGGACACAACAGUAUCUCAUCAUGUGCCAACUCUUCAACCAGUUCCUGUACCAUCUUCAUCAUUUUUUGUGCCUGGUCUUACUCUUGCUUUGCCAUCAUUGUCAUCUUUGCCUCCAUUGUUACCACCAUCAUCAUCUAUGGUUUUGGUCAUUCCAACAGCGCACAUGACUUCCAGACAGCAGCCAAUUGUACCAUCAGACAGAAGACAUAGAGAAGAAGAAGAGUCUAAGGGCAGGGCAGACAGUGGAGACAGAGAAGCAAGCAGCAGAGGAAGAGAAAUCCAUGCUGUUGAAUUGCUAGACAGUAGAGAGAAAGACAUAAGUAGUCAAGAGAUAGAAGUAAGCAAUAGAGAGAAGUAUGGUGAAGCAACGGCCAUUGUAGAGAAUGACACAGAUGUUAUUACAGUACAUGAACCAGCAGUGGAUGAAUCUACUGUUUAUAGUGGCAAAGUCAAAGAAGACCAAGCCAAUCACAUCAUUUCGCCUCCGUCUCCUAAACCACAGUACAACCACAGAACCGCUGAAGAAGACACAAGAAUUUGUCACCAGUUCUUCAAGGAGUUGGAUGACGAAGACAGGAAGAUGAUGAGAGCAGCAUUUUCUCAACUACAAGAAGAGAAAGACCCGAAUGUUGAGAACACACAAUGGUCAUAUCACCCACCGUUUCCUCAAUCUUCCGAUUUUAUGUUUGAUGAGUGGACUGGUGGUGCCUACAAGAGGCAUGAAACUGGAUGUGCUCGUUGUGAAGGCUACUACAAGAUCUCACAUAUCGAGAAGAGGAGAUAUCUGAAGCGAGGCAACACAUCAGACAAGGAGCAGGGCAGCCAGCAGGAAUCGGAGAAGGCAAGACAUCUGUCAAGAGUAAAUAGAGUUCAGUUUAGACGAGUGGCUGCAGAAUUUGGAACAGCAACAUCGUUAAUAUCCCUCAAUCAAUUGGAUAUCCGAAAGAAAAUGCUCAAAUUUGCGAGGUCAGGUAUCCACGGUUGGGGUCUCUACGCGCUUGAACACAUCGCCGCGGACGAGAUGGUAAUAGAAUACGUGGGAGAAGUUGUACGAAACGAAGUUGCCGAUCGACGAGAGAAACAGUAUGAACAGAAAGGGAUGGGCAGCAGCUACAUGUUCAGAGUAGAUCAAGAAUACGUCAUCGAUGCAACACACAGAGGUAACUUUGCACGAUUCAUCAAUCACUGCUGCGAGCCCAACUGUACUGCAAAAGUCAUCACCGUUGGCUGUCAAAAACGAAUAGUGAUUUAUUCGAAGAGAGAUAUUCAUGUAAAUGAAGAGAUUACUUAUGACUACAAGUUUCCAUUGGAGGAAGAUAAGAUCCACUGUUUAUGUGGAGCUCCAGGAUGUCGUGGCUCCCUUAACUAAAAUUGUAAUUAGCAGCUAUGAUUUCAUUAUUUUUCUAUUUGCGCAGUAACUUUCCUUAUAAGUUGCACUAGAAGCACACAGAAGUUUCAGUAGAACUGUGGGCAUUCAAGU
Corticium candelabrum is the source of this 4376-nucleotide messenger RNA. RefSeq names its product histone-lysine N-methyltransferase SETD1B-A-like. The transcript has 9 exons. The record is from RefSeq and is a predicted model, not a curated record. Gene Ontology annotation, molecular function: protein binding; histone H3K4 methyltransferase activity; RNA binding. Gene Ontology annotation, cellular component: Set1C/COMPASS complex. Lineage: Eukaryota; Metazoa; Porifera; Homoscleromorpha; Homosclerophorida; Plakinidae. The coding region runs from base 57 to 4265 and encodes 1402 amino acids.